This is a messenger RNA of Rotaria sp. Silwood1, 1380 nucleotides long. NCBI's taxonomy places the organism in Eukaryota, Metazoa, Rotifera, Eurotatoria, Philodinida, Philodinidae. The record is from the annotation of a GenBank genome assembly.
AUGCCAACAUCUCAAUCAACAUUGGAAUCAGUUGAAGAGAAAAAACCUGGAGAUAGUAUGCCUUCAUCGGUUAGUAAGUCGAUAUUACAAUCGUUGAGAGAGCAAGAAAAAAUAGCUUUACAAUCUAUUAAUAAAUUAACUGAAGAUGAAAUGAUUCAGAUAGAUCAAUGGUUAUCUAUUUUAUAUAAUAUAUAUGAAAAUUUGGAAUAUCCAUCAUCACUUCGCGUAUUUCAAGCAACCACAUAUUUUAAUGAUGAACAACGAUUAUGGUAUGAACAGUCGAAAACUGAAAUUAAUAAUGACUGGUUAUGCUUUUGUGAUCGAUUAAAACGGCAUAUUCAGGAUUGUCAGAAAGCUCAAACGAACUCUUCAUCAAUGAAUCAUCCAUUAUCUGAUAUUAAUGAAAUAACUACGAUGGAAAAUCUUAUUGAUACACAAUUUAUUAAAUAUUCGGGUAAAGGUGAUGCCAAGACUUGGUUAUUACAAACAAUGAAUCAAUUCAAGCAAUAUGGAUUACGUCCUCUCGAACAAGUUCACGACAUAGCCCAAGUUCAAGCUAUACCAUUUUUAUUAAUUGAUGAAGCUUAUUUGUGGUACGUAGAACAUAUUGAUUUAAUCACCAGUUUUGAAUUAUUUAGUAAAUUAUUUCUUCAACAAUACUCAUUUACAUCAUCAAUACAACAAAAUAAUAUUCCGGUAGAGACGGCUGAACCGUCAAUUACUGCUCCAAGUUUUUUACCUAUAUCAUAUUUACAACAAACGAUUGCCGAUGAAAUUAUUAAAAAACCAACAUAUAUUCGUGGCUCAAAAGAUGAUGUUCAUGAUUGGUUAGAAAAAUUAGAACAACGUUUUAAAAUGGCAAAAUGGAAUGAUGAGGAAAAAUUACAAUAUAUUUCAAUACAUUUACAAGAUGAUGCAUAUCGAUGGUGGACACAAAUAUCUACGAUGAUUAAAUCAUGGUCAUUAUUUACUGAAGCUGUUACAAAGGCUUUUGGAUCAACGAAGGUACAAGAAUUAGCUUUUGAACAAUUAAAAUGGUACAAACAAACGGUUAAUCAAUCUAUUACACAAUAUUAUGAUAAAAUUAUUGAAUUAUGUAAGAAAGUUGAUCCAGCUAUGCCUGAUUCAUUAAAAUUAAAAUAUUUAAUUGCUGGUGUAAAAGAAUCAUUAAAGUUACAUAUUGCUUUAUAUAAUCCACAAACGAUUGAAACAUUUUUAUCAUAUGCAAGAAAAGUAGAAGAUACAUUAUCUUUUACUAAAACUAAUUAUAUAAUACAUCAAUAUAAUGAAUCACAAGAUGUUCAUACAUUUCAGCAAUCAUUAUCACCAAUCGCUACUCCUGAAGGACAACAUGAACACAAUGAAUACAAAAAUGUUUAA